Molecule: messenger RNA, 1952 nt
Organism: Ilex paraguariensis (yerba mate)
Lineage: Eukaryota; Viridiplantae; Streptophyta; Magnoliopsida; Aquifoliales; Aquifoliaceae
Source: the annotation of a GenBank genome assembly
CACAGUGGAGCUUCAGAAAACACUGAAAGAUGUAUACAGAUCAAAGCUCGAAGAGCUAGGGUUUUGAACCAGUAAUUGGUGUCCAUAUUUCUAGGGUUUUCGGAUUUCAGAUCGGUGUUCAAAUCGACCUCUGUCUGAAGAAUUUUUGAUCUUGGAAGUUUCUAAUCAGAGGUAUAGAUUAGAGAGGACUCUCUCUCAAGAAAAUGUACAGUGGCUCAAGCGAUGGCGAAGGCCACGACUCAUCAGCGCAGAGGAAGAUUCCUCCGCCGUCGUCGAUGCUGUGGGUCCGCAACCUUCGCCGGUUCAUCGGAUCCGGAGACGGUCUUGGCUCCGAAGCUUUGAUGGAGCUAGAAACAAAGAGAAUCUUGCUAGAAAUUUUCAAAGAAAAGCAACAAAAAAGUGCUCAAGCUGGUGCAAUUCCAAGUUUCUAUAAGAAGAAAGCUGAAGAAGGGUCCAUCAGUCAUAGGGUCCAGAGACUAGCAAAAUUUCGUUUUUUAAAGAAGCAAUCGGAUAUUUUGCUGAAUGCUGAUGAUCUGGAUGCCAUGUGGGUUUGCUUGAGGGAAAAUUGUGUGAUUGACGAUUCCACUGGUGCUGAAAAGAUGAAUUAUGAAGACUUUUGCCACAUUGCCUCUGUAUGUACAGAACAAAUUGGCCCUAAAUGCCGACGGUUUUUCAGUCCUUCAAAUUUUAUGAAAUUUGAGAAAGAUGAGUCAGGAAGAAUUGCCAUUCUACCCUUUUACCUUUACGUGAUGCGUACGGUUUCUCUUACUCAGGCCAGAAUUGAUAUGAGUGAGCUGGAUGAGGAUUCUGAUGGUUUCCUUCAAUCUCACGAAAUGGAGGCUUAUAUAAGAGGUCUUAUUCCUAAUUUAGCACAACUUCGUGACAUGCCUGCAGCCUUUGUUCAAAUGUACUGCCGUAUAGCUGCACACAAAUUUUUCUUCUUUUGUGAUCCCCAUAGGCGAGGAAAAGCUUGCAUAAAGAAAGUCUUGCUUAGUAACUGCCUCCAGGAACUAAUGGAACUGCACCAGGAAAGUGAGGAAGAAGUCACUGAUACUGAACAAGCUGAAAAUUGGUUUUCAUUGACAUCAGCACAACGUAUAUGUGAUAUGUUUCUUGCGCUUGAUAAAGAUAUGAAUGGGACAUUGAGCAAACAGGAGCUUCGAGAAUAUGCAGAUGGGACUCUGACAGAUAUUUUCGUUGAGAGAGCUUUUGAUGAGCAUGUCCGCCGAGGCAAAAAUGGAGGAGGUAAUGCUAGGGAGAUGGAUUUUGAAAGUUUUCUUGACUUUGUUCUUGCCUUGGAAAACAAAGACACUCCCGAGGGGUUAACGUAUUUGUUUCGCUGUCUCGAUCUCCAUGGAAAGGGAUACCUCACAACUGCUGAUAUUCACGCACUUUUCAGAGACGUACAUCAGAAAUGGAUAGAGGGAGGGAACUAUGAACUGUGUAUUGAGGAUGUAAGGGAUGAAAUCUGGGAUAUGGUGAAGCCAGCUGACCCUCUAAGGGUAACGCUAGCUGAUUUAUUAGCUUGCAAACAGGGUGGUACUGUGGCCAGCAUGCUCAUAGACGUACGCGGUUUUUGGGCCCAUGACAAUAGAGAGAAUCUUCUCCAAGAAGAGGAAGAGUCGGAGGAAGAAUGACUGGUUCAUUUGGGAAUUGUCUCUAUAUUAAAUCAAAGAAACUGCAGUCCAAACUUACUAUCGUGAUUUCACCAUAAUGUAUCUUUUUUUCUGCUUUUCUAUGAGAAUUUGAAAUGUGUGUUAAUAUUGCAUGUAAAAGGAUUGUAGUAUUAACCUUGAAUUUGAUUCCUGGGAUGUCGAGAUUUAAGAGCCCAAGGACUUUGCAUCAUGUUUUCACUCUCUGUAGCUAAUGUUAUGAACAUUGUUGAAGAUUUACUUAAGUUACAUCAUUGGGGCUUCAAUCCCCCAACCUCUGUGUAUGGCAAAUAAGGGGAG